This is a messenger RNA of Durusdinium trenchii, 684 nucleotides long. NCBI's taxonomy places the organism in Eukaryota, Dinophyceae, Suessiales, Symbiodiniaceae. The record is from the annotation of a GenBank genome assembly.
AUGGAGGAGGAGGCUGGCUGGAUCAGAUUCUGCAUGGAGACGGAACAUCUAACUCCAGGUGCAUCCCUCUAUGGGGAUCCCAUUCUCCACAACUACGUGUCCAACCCACGGCUGCGCUUGGCUGCGGCCGAAUUGGGCCGCUACGAGGUGGAGAGCUGUGAGAAUGUCAGCGACCUUUGCGAUCGGCCAGAUGCUGGCCUGCUGCGCAUCGUGUGUGGCAGGACCUGUGGAUGCACCGAUCCACACUCCAAGGUGUGGUUUAAAGUCCCAGCCCUGGGCUGUAGCGAGUUCUGCUUGCAAAUGGCCGAGGAUGCCUUGAAGGCCUCUGAAAUUUGCCAAGAUGUAGCACCAGACUCCAGGUGGUCUGAGCUUUGGGAUGCCUACAUCCCGGCGCUGAGUUACAAGCUGGGCACCGACGUCACGGCCUCCACGACCUUCUUCCGCGACAUCCAGAAUCAGAUCGCUGCAAUGAAGGGUCUGGGCUGCAGUGCACUUCUACAUCCGGAGCUUAACAAGGAGUACACCAGCCAGAGAUUCUGGUGUGAGGGCGACCCGGAGCUUUUCCGGGCCUUUGGGUACUAUUGUCCCGUGAGCUGUGGAUGCCGCUCGGGCACUCCACCGAAGUAUUGCCCCCGCAGCUGUGCAGUGAAUAGGACUGACAACAGCACUGGUGGCUCUGGUUGA